Clonostachys byssicola is the source of this 186-nucleotide messenger RNA. The record is from the annotation of a GenBank genome assembly. Lineage: Eukaryota; Fungi; Ascomycota; Sordariomycetes; Hypocreales; Bionectriaceae.
AUGACCGGCGAUGUCAAAAAAAUUCUCUGGCCAGCCGUCAAAGUGAAUAAGACCGUUAUCUGGGGAUGCAACCCUGGCAUGGUUGAAUCGGCUUGGUGGGGGGCUACCCGCAACGAGUUUGGUUCUAUCAGCUGUGUUGAAGUUGGACCAGUGAGGGGUUUCGCUGAUGAUGAGGCAAGCGGAUGA